GGACACAGAGGCCGCCCCGGAGCCCUCGGAGAGCCCGGCAAGCAGGGAGAGCCGGGCCCCAAGGGAGACGUCGGUGCCUCUGGAGAACAAGGAGUCCCAGGCCCUCCGGGACCUCAGGGCCUCAGGGGUUAUCCUGGCACGGCAGGACCCAAGGGUGAGACGGGUCCCGCUGGCUACAAGGGCAUGGUCGGCAGCAUCGGAGCAGCCGGGCGGCCGGGCAGGGAAGGCCCCAAGGGACCACCUGGGGACCCUGGUGACAAGGGAGAGCUGGGUGGCCGUGGCAUCAGGGGACCCCAGGGUGACAUCGGCCCCAAGGGGGAGAACGGUCUCCCGGGCAUCGAUGGCAAGGAUGGCACCCCGGGGAUCCCGGGACUGAAGGGUGGCAUGGGACAGGCCGGACACCCGGGAACGCCGGGACACCGGGGACAAGCUGGAUUGCCGGGCCAGCCGGGAAGCAAAGGUGGCCCAGGUGACAAGGGUGAAGCGGGUCCUCGGGGCCACCCCGGUGUCACCGGUGCCCCAGGGCAGCUUGGCGAGCCCGGACCUCGGGGCGAGCAGGGCCCGCAGGGUGUCCCCGGGCUGAAGGGUGACAGGGGCGAGCGUGGCCUCGUGGGGACCCCCGGCGAGCAGGGCAGAGCGGGCCCAAAGGGAGAGCAGGGCCCACCAGGCAUCCCAGGAGCCCAAGGCUUGCCUGGAGUCAAAGGAGACAAGGGCUCUCCAGGGAAAACUGGCCCCAAAGGCAGCAUUGGAGAUCCCGGUGUCCACGGCCUGGCAGGGCUCAAGGGAGAGAAGGGGGAAUCAGGAGAGCCGGGACCCAAGGGACAGCAAGGCAUCCAGGGAGACCUCGGCUUUCCCGGCCCCUCGGGGGAUGCAGGAGCACCGGGAAUUCGGGGCUAUCCCGGCCCGCCCGGCCCUCGGGGGCUGCUGGGGGAGCGCGGAGUGCCGGGAAUGCCGGGCCCGAGGGGCACAGCCGGCCGGGACGCUGGGGACCAGCACAUCGUGGACGUGGUGCUGAAGAUGCUGCAAGAGCAGCUGGCAGAGGUGGCCGUGAGCGCCAGGAGAGCCGCCCUGGGCGGGGUCGGGGCCGUGGGACCCCCCGGGCCCCCCGGGCCCCCCGGCCCCCCCGGUGAGCAGGGUCCCCACGGCCCCAUGGGACCCCGAGGCGUCCCCGGAAUCCUGGGAGCUGCCGGGCAGAUCGGGAAUGUCGGACCCAAAGGGAAGAGAGGAGAGAAGGGCGAGCGGGGAGAAGUUGGCCGUGGCCACCCGGGAAUGCCGGGUCCUCCAGGGAUCCCAGGCCUCCCGGGCGUUCCCGGCCACGCUCUGGAUGGCAAAGCGGGCGAGCGGGGCGUGCCGGGCGCCCCGGGCGAGGCCGGGAAGCCGGGAUUGCCGGGCCCCGCGGGAUUCCCGGGAUUCUGCGAGCCGGCCGCGUGCCUGGGAGCCUCGGCCUACGCGGCCGCGCGCCUCACGGAGCCGGGGGGCGUCAAGGGCCCCGUGUACUGAGAAUUCCCGAUGGGAAAAAAAAAAAUAAUCCGCCCCCAAAGUGACCGCGACACCGCAAUUCCGUGGGGAGCAGCUCCAGCGCUUUCCCAGUUCUUCGGAAUGCCGGGAUGAGGGCGGCAGCGGGGAGAACGCGGCCGUGGGAAGGCGAUUUUGGGGUGGGGAUGCGCCAAAUGUUCCCGAUGUCUUUUGGGAAUAAAGGGCGUCCUCGAAUCCCAUUUCUAUCCAUGGGGUUCCAAACCUGCUCCCUGCGCCCUUCCCCAACUCCCCCCCCCCCGCCAAAAAAAAUUGGAAUAAAUUUUUAUAAAUCCCUCUCCUUAAAUUUUUAUAAACCGUGAUGUUUGAAGGAGCUCGUGGAAAUUCCCUUUUUAUCCUUCCCAUUUUUUUUUUUUUUAAAGCCUUCUCUUUUUUAAACUGGAAUUUUUCAAGCCCCUUCCCACCGCCAAAAUCCCGGUUUGAAUUAUUUAAGAGAAUUCCCAGCUCCGACUCGGUCACUCCCAGAGCUGUAAAUCUUUGUACAAUUGGGAUAAAAAACCAGGAAUGUUUUGUAACUGUGACCAGGAAAACGCCGACUUUUGGAAAAGCUGGACAAUAAAACCAAGCCGGAUUGUUAAUA
Hirundo rustica (Barn swallow) is the source of this 2113-nucleotide messenger RNA. It is a transcript of the gene COL9A2, whose product is annotated as collagen type IX alpha 2 chain. The annotation marks the transcript as partial. The record is from RefSeq and is a predicted model, not a curated record. Lineage: Eukaryota; Metazoa; Chordata; Aves; Passeriformes; Hirundinidae. The transcript is spliced from 21 exons.